AUGGCAGCCGCAGUAUCAAAGAAGGGUAAAGCCACCCGCGCAAAACCUGCAGCGCAGGCGACCGACUCCCCCAAGGCCGCCGUAGAGUCGCCGCAGCCGGCCAAGCGCAAGGCCGAGUCCGAGGCGUCGCCGGUCGUGACCAAGAAGGCCAAGGCGGAGAAGAACAAGAAGGCCGUCGCGGCCGCCACCAGCGGCGACAAGGAGGAAGAGACAGCGGCACAGAAGAAGUCGGCAACAACGACCACGAAAAAGGCGAGCAGCACAAAGGCUUCGAAAAAGGCAGGCAAGGAGGAGGCCGCUGUUGCUGAGGAGGAGAUUGCCCUGGAUGACAACGACUCGGAGGACGAGGAGCGUGAGGACCAGGCCCUCGUCAGCAAGCUGGGCUUUGAGGUUUCGGACGAUGAGGAGGAGGGCGGCGACUACACUGCCGGCACCGACGUCGGCAAGGUGCCCAAGGUGUCUGCAAAGGUCAAGAAGAACGCCGAGGCUGGAUCCAGCGACGGCCCGCGCGUCAUAUACAUUGGCCACAUCCCCUACGGUUUCUUUGAACACGAGAUAAGACAGUACCUCUCCCAGUUCGGCGCAAUAACCAACCUUCGCCUCUCCCGCAACAAGAAGACUGGCGCAAGCAAAGGAUAUGCUUUUGUCGAGUUCCAGGACGCCAGCACGGCCGCCAUCGUGGCCAAGACUAUGGACGCGUACCUCCUCUUUGGCCGCAUCCUCAAGGUGAAGCUCGUGCCGCGUGAGAGCCAGCACGACGACCUGUUCAAGGGCGCCAACCGCCGCUUCAAAAAGGUUCCAUGGACAAAGAUGGCCGGUAAGGAGCUGGAGAAGCCCAAGGGCGAGGCCAGGUGGGGAAAGGCCGUCGAGAAGGAGAACAGGAGGCGGUCCGGCAGGCUCGAGAAGCUUAGGGAGCUGAUGGGGUACGAGUUUGAGGCCCCCGCCGUUAAGCCCGCCACCGCCGCCUUGGAGGCAGCAAAGAAGACGGCCGAGAUCGAGGCGCCGCCCAAGGUCGACGAGGAGGAGGAGAAGCCCAAGGCCAUCGAGGCCCCGCCCGCUGCUGAGAAGGAGUCCGUCGUGGAGGCGGCCAACAGCCCAGCUGCAAAGCCUGCCAAGACGACCAAGGCAAAGAAGGGGAGGAAGGCUAAGUCUUGA
Pyricularia grisea is the source of this 1155-nucleotide messenger RNA. RefSeq lists its product as uncharacterized. Gene Ontology annotation, molecular function: RNA binding. Bases 1 to 1155 code for a protein of 384 amino acids. The transcript is spliced from 3 exons. Gene Ontology annotation, cellular component: nucleolus. Gene Ontology annotation, biological process: maturation of LSU-rRNA from tricistronic rRNA transcript (SSU-rRNA, 5.8S rRNA, LSU-rRNA). The record is from RefSeq and is a predicted model, not a curated record. Lineage: Eukaryota; Fungi; Ascomycota; Sordariomycetes; Magnaporthales; Pyriculariaceae.